Messenger RNA from Nomascus leucogenys (northern white-cheeked gibbon), 14046 nucleotides. RefSeq names its product methyl-CpG binding protein 2 (gene MECP2). Lineage: Eukaryota; Metazoa; Chordata; Mammalia; Primates; Hylobatidae. The transcript has 5 exons. Bases 4082 to 5263 code for a protein of 393 amino acids. The record is from RefSeq and is a predicted model, not a curated record. Gene Ontology annotation, molecular function: double-stranded methylated DNA binding; methyl-CpG binding; chromatin binding. Gene Ontology annotation, biological process: negative regulation of transcription by RNA polymerase II. Gene Ontology annotation, cellular component: nucleus; heterochromatin.
GUGACAGAGUGAGACUCGGUCUCAAUAAAUAAAAUAAAAGAUGCAUAUGCUCUGGCUACAUUUUAUUCUUUCUCAAACAGCUUUUACAGUGGGUAGUGCUGUAAAAGUUGUUUAGCUCUGGUCAUUUUAUCUUUUUUGUGAUCUGCAAAAGGAGAGAUCCUUUUCCUUUUCACUGUGUCUAAUACCCAACUCCAAUACUCCUUUGACCUCACAGGCACUUAGAAUCUGUCAGUGGCUCCAUCUUUUCUCAGACUUCAUCUCCUUCGUAUCCUUAUUCCUCUCCUUUGUAGCUUCAGUGCCAGUCAGAUGUCGUUACUCCCUGGCACACUACCUCAGCACUUCAGCACUUUCUUGCUUUGUUAUAUUCAGUCGACAAAGCCCCAGCCUCAUGAAACUCAGUCAUGUCUGCCCCAUGCCUGCUCCGUCCUGAAGCUGAAUGUGACUCCUUCAUUGAUCCCCCUUUAAGGUUCAUGUCUACCGCAGGUCAACCUCUUGCCGCCAAGCCCACCUGCAUACUGCAGUUCCCUGGUCUCUCCUAGCCCCUCCCACCCUCCUUAUCAGCUGUCACACCUCCUUGCAGCUGAUAUCUUAGUUCCCAGAGAGCACAGAAGCAAGCUCAAGAGAAUGUCUACAGGCCAGCGUCUACUCCUUCGCUCUGACUCCCUCAUGCUGUCACGGAGCGCCUGUCCCAGGCCCUCGCUCCUGUUCUAAGGCAUCUCUCCAGUCCUCUACUGCACUCUCCCCCAUCAGAGAUUCCUCGCUCGCCUGCCCUAGAAACUUGUUGCUACUUCUCCCACCUUGACAAAAGCUGCUCCCAACCCCCCACCUGUCUAGCAUCUCUGUUUUCCUUUACCAGCAAGACUCCAGUCCCUGUCUCCACACCCUCUUCAACCUUCUGCAGUUGUUCCUUUGCUGCCACAGCUCUGCCAAGCUGCUCCGUGAGGUCUCCAGUGAUGACCUUCAUGUUGUUAAAUCUGGGAGCUGCUUGUCACUUCUUGUCCCGGAGCUGUCGUCAUCAGUUAACCCCAAUACCCAUAUGAGGCAAUCCUUUCCCUCCCUUGAGUCUCUGCACUGAUGUGCACCUUCUCAGUGCAAACCACAGCUUUUGUCUCUUUCUAGCUGAAUACGUGACUGACUGUGCUUCUCUUAGCUGUCACCGCUGCUGGAGCAGCAGCUCCACAGGACAGGAUUGUCUCCUUGAUUCACAGAUGUAGCUCAAGCUCCUAGAACAGUGCCCGGCGUCUAUGGGUCCUCAGGAAGUCCUGGAUGUACUGCUUAAAGUACCCAUGAGAAUGGCCUCUGUGGUUUUCUGCUUUCCUGGAUGGAACCUUGGGAACUGAUUAUUGAGAAGAGGCUGACCACUACCCACCUCAGCUCCCAGGCUUCAGGGCCUUGGUUACUACUCCUUUGGGCCCUCACUGACCCUUGCAGACGUCUUUUGCAACCUCUGUAGCCAGAAGGGACAACCGCUUUCUGGCAUGUUGCUCUUUCCCUAAUGGCUUAUGAGCUUCUUGAGCACCAAAGCAUGUGUGACUUCCUCACGCCUUCCCCUGUAUAGUAUAGCACCCCUAACUGUAUGUAUAAGGAGAAGGAGUGAGCAAUUGAUGGUGUCCCCCUGGAUCUCCAAGGGAAUGGGAAGGGGCGGGGUUUCUGGAUUCAGUCACGUGGAAUCUGGUUGUUGGUGUCUAAAUGUGCCUGUUACUUGUGCCCAGUGUCCAGGUUCACCAGGAGGCUUAGCCUGCUCAUUUCCCUGCUAGGUAGCUAUAUUUUGGGAGAGCAUUUUUUAUGCUCUAAUUGAACUUUGUGGGUCUCAGCAAUUUGAACAAUGUUUUGUUUUUCUUCUGGUCAGGUUACAAAAGAAAGAAAAGGAAUCUGGUGUUGUAGGAGGUGGUGUGUUGUGUAAUUACUUGUUUUUUUUUUAAGUUUUUUUUAAUUUUUGCAACAAGGCAAGUUUUCUUUGAAUAAAUAAUGCUGGGAGCUUAUCACAUAGAAGACAUAUGUGUUGUACUCAGUACAUUCUGAAUUAUCUGCGUUUAUUUUUAUCUCUUGAAUUCACUUAUAAACAAUUCAAAGGCUGCUUUUUUAGCUAACAGAAAUAGGAAGAGAAUCUCAGAAUCUAUUUUGUCAUUUUUUCAAUGGGUCGAGUUAUAGUGAUUAUGCUAACUCGGUGGAAAAGCAGUGUAGUGAGUAAACCUCACAUAUGGCAUAUCAUGAACAUUUUGUUGCUUUUUUGGCUUCUGACCAUCUUCAUACCUUUUUUUGUGUUAAAAGUCUCCCCAUUGUGUAUAUCUUAGUAAGAGGCAGGUGGACCCUAGUUUCUACCUAAGAAAACCUGAAGAUGGGGUUGGGGGCCUGUGGUGUACUUCCUUCUCAUGCUGUCCAUGACCGCUGCAGUGGCUUUAUAAGGAUCCAGGAUCCAGGGCCCCUCAGUGGGUGUCUUCCAUUUCUCAAGAUUGCCUCUUGGUUGUGAGAUGAUGGUUGCUGCUCUAGUUAUUGCAUCCACUCCUCCAGGUAGGAAGAAAGAGGUCAUAGGGGAAAGGCAAAAUGGCACUUGACAUCUUAACUUCUAGGCCCAUUCAAUAUUUCCAUUUCCAUCUUCACACCCAUCAUCUUGUCCUAGGGAACAAACAGCACCAGCAGCUCAGUAGCUAUAACAGCAAUUAUUUAUUUCUCACACAUGGGUCUGGGUCAGCUGUAAGAUGGGAUUCAGAUCUGUUCUCAAGCCUGUCGUUCCAGGACCCAGGAGGGAGAAGCAGCUGCCAGGGGAAGUCUCUUCGUAGGCGGAGGUCAGGAGUCCAAGAGGAGUGAGCAGAGUCACAGAAGCCUCUUAAAGCCUCUUCUUCCCCCAUCCCAUCAACACGUGAGCAAGCCCAGAGUCAGUGGGUGGGAGGUGUGCUCCGCCCAUAGUCAGUAGAACAAGAGCAAGCUUGAAAGAGAACGAUGAACAGGAGUGCGCUCGGCCACUGUCUCCUUAGCCAUAACGUCGUCCCAUGGUCUGCUGGGAAGCGGGGAAUAACUCUCCUUAGCUGAGCGCAGGGUCUCAUUAGUAAGGCAGAUGGAGAACAUGGGUGUUGGGGGACACCUGGCAGUGCCUGCCACAGGGGAAUGGAAUAUAUUCCCUCCCCUUGCUUUCUAGAAACUAGGGGAUGGCGAUGAAGCCUAGGUUUGGCCAAACCCAUUCUGCCUUCAGGGACUUUGACUCUUGAGGGACAGUGAGGGAUUAGUCAUGGUGGUGGCAGCUGAGUCACAAAACCAGCAAUUGUGGCUAGUGUCCAGUGAUGACAUGCAGCAGUGCCCAGAGUGGGUGUCCCAACCAGCAGGUCCCUGCAGUAUAACCUUGGCUGUGUUUGCAGUGCAGCCUCUAUUCCUGCUGCUUUUCUGAGCCUAGUUCUCUAGUUCUCUCUCCAUUUCCAGAUCUGCUGCCCAAGAACUCCUUUGUGAUUGAAUUUAACCAGAGUUGAUUUCUGUUGCUUGAAACUCAGGACCUUGAUGCAGUGUGCAGGGUCUGGGCAAGUCUAGACUUGAAUGCAAACAGUUCUUAUUGCUAACUUACCACUAGUCACCACUAAUGCACAAAGACUAUGAACAGGAAAUUCAUAAAAGAAGAGAUACAGAUGGCCAAUGAAGAUAGGAAAAGAGUUCUGCCUGCUGGUAAUCAAAGAGAUGCAAACGAAAACAAAAAUGAUGCCUUUUCACCUACCAAAUUUGUCAAGAUUAAAAAGAAAGCAAAGAGCCAGCGUCAGCUGAUGUUCAUACCUGCACCUGCUCGGUAGCUUGCUAAUGUUCUGCCUGCUCCACACGCCAGGCCAGCCUCCACGGCGCAGCCAGGGAAGAAAAGUCAGAAGACCAGGACCUCCAGGGCCUCAAGGACAAACCCCUCAAGUUUAAAAAGGUGAAGAAAGAUAAGAAAGAAGAGAAAGAGGGCAAGCAUGAGCCCGUGCAGCCGUCAGCCCACCACUCUGCCGAGCCCGCAGAGGCAGGCAAAGCAGAGACAUCAGAAGGGUCGGGCUCCGCCCCGGCUGUGCCGGAAGCUUCUGCCUCCCCCAAACAGCGGCGCUCCAUCAUCCGUGACCGGGGACCCAUGUAUGAUGACCCCACCCUGCCUGAAGGCUGGACACGGAAGCUUAAGCAAAGGAAAUCUGGCCGCUCUGCUGGGAAGUAUGAUGUGUAUUUGAUCAAUCCCCAGGGAAAAGCCUUUCGCUCUAAAGUGGAGUUGAUUGCGUACUUCGAAAAGGUAGGCGACACAUCCCUGGACCCUAAUGAUUUUGACUUCACGGUAACUGGGAGAGGGAGCCCCUCCCGGCGAGAGCAGAAACCACCUAAGAAGCCCAAAUCUCCCAAAGCUCCAGGAACUGGCAGAGGCCGGGGACGCCCCAAAGGGAGCGGCACCACGAGACCCAAGGCGGCCACGUCAGAGGGUGUGCAGGUGAAAAGGGUCCUGGAGAAAAGUCCUGGGAAGCUCCUUGUCAAGAUGCCUUUUCAAACUUCGCCAGGGGGCAAGGCUGAGGGGGGUGGGGCCACCACAUCCACCCAGGUCAUGGUGAUCAAACGCCCUGGCAGGAAGCGAAAAGCCGAGGCCGACCCUCAGGCCAUUCCCAAGAAACGGGGCCGAAAGCCGGGGAGUGUGGUGGCAGCUGCUGCCGCCGAGGCCAAAAAGAAAGCCGUGAAGGAGUCUUCUAUCCGAUCUGUGCAGGAGACCGUACUCCCCAUCAAGAAGCGCAAGACCCGGGAGACGGUCAGCAUCGAGGUCAAGGAAGUGGUGAAGCCCCUGCUAGUGUCCACCCUCGGUGAGAAGAGCGGGAAAGGACUGAAGACCUGUAAGAGCCCUGGGCGGAAAAGCAAGGAGAGCAGCCCCAAGGGGCGCAGCAGCAGCGCCUCCUCGCCCCCCAAGAAGGAGCACCACCACCAUCACCACCACUCAGAGUCCCCAAAGGCCCCCGUGCCGCUGCUCCCACCCCUGCCCCCACCUCCACCCGAGCCCGAGAGCUCCGAGGACCCCACCAGCCCCCCUGAGCCCCAGGACUUGAGCAGCAGCGUCUGCAAAGAGGAGAAGAUGCCCAGAGGAGGCUCACUGGAGAGCGACGGCUGCCCCAAGGAGCCAGCUAAGACUCAGCCCGCGGUUGCCACCGCCGCCACAGCCGCAGAAAAGUACAAACACCGAGGGGAGGGAGAGCGCAAAGACAUUGUUUCAUCCUCCAUGCCAAGGCCAAACAGAGAGGAGCCUGUGGACAGCCGGACGCCCGUGACCGAGAGAGUUAGCUGACUUUACACAGAGCGGAUUGCAAAGCAAACCAACAAGAAUAAAGGCAGCUGUUGUCUCUUCUCCUUAUGGGUAGGGCUCUGACAAAGCUUCCCGAUUAACUGAAAUAAAAAAUAUUUUUUUUUCUUUCAGUAAACUUAGAGUUUCGUGGCUUCAGGGUGGGAGUAGUUGGAGCAUUGGGGAUGUUUUUCUUACCGACAAGCACAGUCAGGUUGAAGACCUAACCAGGGCCAGAAGUAGCUUUGCACUUUUCUAAACUAGGCUCCUUCAACAAGGCUUGCUGCAGAUACUACUGACCAGACAAGCUGUUGACCAGGCACCUCCUCCCCUCCCGUCCAAACCUUUCCCACAUGUGGUCGUUAGAGACAGAGCAGUUGAGAGGAUACUGCCGUUUUCGGUGCCAUCAGUGCCCCGUCUACAGCUCCCCCAGCUCCCCCCACCUCCCCCACUCCCAACCACGUUGGGACAGGGAGGUGUGAGGCAGGAGAGACAGUUGGAUUCUUUAGAGAAGAUGGAUAUGACCAGUGGCUAUGGCCUGUGCGAUCCCACCCGUGGCGGCUCAAGUCUGGCCCCACACCAGCCCCAAUCCAAAACUGGCAAGGACGCUUCACAGGACAGGAAAGUGGCACCUGUCUGCUCCAGCUCUGGCAUGGCUAGGAGGGAGUCGUCCCUUGAACUACUGGGUGUAGACUGGCCUGAACCACAGGAGAGGAUGGCCCAGGGUGAGGUGGCAUGGUCCAUUCUCAAGGGACGUCCUCCAAUGGGUGGCGCUAGAGAGGCCAUGGAGGCAGUAGGACAAGGCGCAGGCAGGCUGGCCCGGGGUCAGGCCGGGCAGAGCACAGCGGGGUGAGAGGGAUUCCUAAUCACUCAGAGCAGUCUGUGGCUGGUAGUUAGGGACUUAGUGGACAGGGGAGGGGGCAAAGGGGGAGGAGAAGAAAAUGUUCUUCCAGUUACUUUCCAGUUCUUUAGGGACAGCUUAGAAUUAUUUGCACUAUUGAGUCUUCAUGUUCCCACUUCAAAACAAACAGAUGCUCUGAGAGCAAACUGGCUUGAAUUGGUGACAUUUAGUCCCUCAAGCCACCAGAUGUGAUGGUGUUGACAACUACCUGGACUUGUAUAUAUACCUGCGCUUGUUUUAAAGUGGGCUCAGCACAUAGGGUUCCCACGAAGCUCCGAAACUCUAAGUGUUUGCUGCAAUUUUAUAAGGACUUCCUGAUUGUUUUCUCUUCUCCCUCCCAUUUCUGCCUUUUGUUCAUUUCAUCCUUUCACUUCUUUCCCUUCCUCCGUCCUCCUUCUUCCUAGUUCAUCCCUUCUCUUCCAGGCAGCCGCAGUGCCCAGCCACACUUGUCGGCUCCAGUCCCUAGAACUCUGCCUGUCCUUUGUCCUCCUGCUGCCAGUACCAGCCCCACCCUGUUUUGAACCCUGAGGAGGCCUUGGGCUCUGCUGAGUCCGACCUGGCCUGUCUGUGAAGAGCAAGAGAGCAGCAAGGUCUUGCUCUCCUAGGUAGCCCCCUCUUCCCUGGUAAGAAAAAGCAAAAGGCAUUUCCCACCCUGAACAACGAGCCUUUUCACCCUUCUACUCUAGAGAAGUGGACUGGAGGAGCUGGGCCCGAUUUGGUAGCUGAGGAAAGCACAGAGGCCUCCUGUGGCCGGCCAGUCAUUGAGUGGCCCAACAGGGACUCCAUGCCACCCGACCUUGACCUCACUCAGAAGUCCAGAAUCUAGCGUAGUGCAGCAGGGCAGUAGCAGUACCAAUGCAGAACUCCCGAGACCCGAGCCGGGACCAGCACCAAGGUCCCCAGCCCUUCCUCUGCUCCCCCUUUUCCCUCGGAGUUCUUCUCGAAUGGAAAUGUUUUGCUUUUGCUCAAUGCAGACAGUGGGGCCAGAACACCACACAUUUCACUAUCUGGUCCGUAGCUGUGGUGUAGGGGCUUAGAGGCAUGGGCUUGCUGUGGAUUUUUAAUUGAUCAGUUUUCAUUUGGGAUCCCAUCUUUUUAACCUCGUUCAGGAAGUCCUUAUCUAGCUGCAUAUCUUCAUCAUAUUGGUAUAUCCUUUUCUGUGUUUACAGAGAUGUCUCUUAUAUCUAAAUCUGUCCAACUGAGAAGUACCUUAUCAAAGUAGCAAAUGAGACAGCAGUCUUAUGCUUCCAGAAACACCCACAGGCAUGUCCCAUGUGAGCUGCUGCCAUGAACUGUCAAGUGUGUGUUGUCUUGUGUAUUUCAGUUAUUGUCCCUGGCUUCCUUACUACGGUGUAAUCAUGAAGGAGUGAAACAUCAUAGAAACUGUCUAGCACUUCCUUGCCAGUCUUUAGUGAUCAGGAACCAUAGUUGACAGUUCCAAUCAGUAGCUUAAGAAAAAACCGUGUUUGUCUCUUCUGGAAUGGUUAGAAGUGAGGGAGUUUGCCCCAUUCUGUUUGUAGAGUCUCAUAGUUGGACUUUCUAGCAUAUAUGUAUCCAUUUCCUUAUGCUGUAAAAGCAAGUCCUGCAACCAAACUCCCAUCAGCCCAAUCCCUGAUCCCUGAUCCCUUCCACCUGCUCUGCUGAUGACCCCCCCCCCCCGCCAGCUUCACUUCUGACUCUUCCCCAGGAAGAGAAGGGGGGUCAGAGGAGAGGGUGAGUCCUCCAGAACUCUUCCUCCAAGGACAGAAGGCUCCUACCCCCAUCGUGGCCUCGCACUCCUGGCACUACCAAAGGACACUUAUCCACGAGAGCGCAGCAUCCGACCAGGUUGUCACUGAGAAGAUGUUUAUUUUGGUCAGUUGGGUUUUUAUGCAUUAUACUUAGUCAAAUGAAAUAUGGCUUCUGGAAUCAUUGUCCAGAGCUGCUUCCCCAUCACCUGGGUGUCAUCUGGUCCUGGUAAGAGGAGUGCGUGGCCCACCAGGCGCCCCCUGUCACCCAUGACAGUUCAUUCAGGGCCGAUUGGGCAGUCGUGGUUGGGAACACAGCAUUUCAAGCGUCACUUUAUUUCAUUCGGGCCCCACCUGCAGCUCCCUCGUUCCCCAGCCUCUUUCCCUUCCAGUUUAUUCCAGAGCUGCCAGUGGGGCCUGAGGCUCCUUAGGAUUUUCUGUUUCCCCCUUUCUUUCUCAUUCCCUCUUCUUUCCCAAAGGCAUCACGAGUCAGUCGCCUUUCAGCAGGCAGCCUUGGCGGUUUAUCGCCCUGGCAGGCAGGGGCCCUGCAGCUCCCAUGCUGCCUCUGCCUUGGGGUCAGGUUGACAGGAGGUUGGAGGGAAAGCCUUAAGCUGCAGGAUUCUCACCAGCUGUGUCCGGCCCAGUUUUGGGGUGUGACCUCAAUUUCAGUUUUGUCUGUACUUGAACAUUAUGAAGAUGGGGGCCUCUUUCAGUGAAUUUGUGAACAAUAGAAUUGACCGACAGCUUUCCAGUACCCAUGGGGCUAGGUCAUUAAGGUCACAUCCACAGUCUCCCCCACCCUUGUUCCAGUUGUUAGUUACUACCUCCUCUCCUGACAAUACUGUAUGUCGUCAAGCUCCCCCCAGGUCUACCCCUCCCGGCCCUGCCUGGUGGUGGGCUUGUCAUAGCCAGUGGGAUCGCCGGCCUUGACAGCUCAGUGAGCUGGAGAUGCUUGGUCACAGCCAGGCGCUAGCACAGCUCCCUUCUGCUGAUGCUGUAUUCCCAUAUCAAAAGGCACAGGGGACACCCAGAAACGCCACAUCCCCCAAUCCAUCAGUGCCAAACUAGCCAACGGCCCCAGCUUCUCAGCUCGCUGGAUGGCGGAAGCUGCUACUAAUGAGCGCCGAUGCGGGUGCAGACAAUCUUCUGUUGGGUGGCAUCAUUCCAGGCCCGAAGCAUGAACAGUGCACCUGGGACAGGGAGCAGCCCCAAAUUGUUACCUGCUUCUCUGCCCAGCUUUUCAUUGCUGUGACAGUGAUGGCGAAAGAGGGUAAUAACCAGACACAAACUGCCAAGUUUGGUGGAGAAAGGAGUUUCUUUAGCUGACAGAACCUCUGAAUUUUAAAUCACUUAGUAAGUGGCUCAAGCCCAGGAGGGAGCAGAGGGAUACGAGCGGAGUCCCCUGCACGGGACCAUCUGGAUUUGGUUUAGCCCAAGUGGAGCCUGACAACCAGAACUCUGUGUCCCCCCUCUAACCACAGCUCCUUUUCCAGAGCAUUCCAGUCAGGCUCUCUGGGCUGACUGGGCCAGGAGAGGUCACAGGUACCAGUUCUUUAAGAAGACCUUUGGGCAUAUACAUUUUUAGCCUGUGUCAUUGCCCCAAAUGGAUUCCUGUUUCAAGUUCACACUGGCAGAUUCUAGGACCUGUGUCCUAGACUUCAGGGAGUGAGCUGUUUCUAGAGUCCCUACCAUGGAGCGGGUCUGGAGGACCUGCCCGGUUGGGGGGCAGAGCCCUGCUCCCUCCGGGUCUUCCUGCUCUUCUCUCUGCUCUGAUGGGAUUUGUUGAUUCUCUCCAUUUUGGUGUCUUUCUCUUUUAGAUACUGUAUCAAUCUUUAGAAAAGGCAUAGUCUACUUGUUAUAAAUCGCUAGGAUACUGCCUCCCCCAGGGUCUAAAAUUGCAUAUUAGAGGGGAAAAGCUGAACACUGAAGUCAGUUCUCAACAAUUUAGAAGGAAAACCUAGAAAACAUUUGGCAGAAAAUUACAUUUCGAUGUUUUUGAAUGAAUAAGAGCAAGCUUUUAUAAAAAUGCUGAUCUAAAAAUACUUAGCACUUGGCCUGAGAUGCCUGGUGAGCAUUACAGGCAAGGGGACUCUGUGGAGGUAGCCGACCUGAGGGCAUGACUCUGACCCUGUCUUUUGGGAGUGACCUGGAAGGCCCAGCACCACCCUACUUCCCACUCUUUCAUCUUGACAGAGCCUGCCCCAGCACUGAUGUGUCAGGAAAACACCCAGGGAACUAGGAAGGCACUUCUGCCUGAGGGGCAGCCUGCCUUGCCCACUCCUGCUCUGCUCGCCUCAGAUCAGCGGGCCUUCUGAGCUGGCCUCUCACUGCCUCCCCAAGGCCCCCUGCCUGCCCUGUCAGGAGGCAGAAGGAAGCAGGUGUGAGGGCAGUGCAAGGAGGGAGCACAACCCCCCGCUCCCGCUCCGGGCUCCAACUUUACACAGGCAGAGCCCAGACCCUGGAGGAAAUCCUACCUUUGAAUUCAAGAACAUUUGAGGAAUUUGGAAAUCUCUUUGCUCCCAAACCCCCAUUCCGUCCUACCUUUAAUCAGGUCCUGCUCAGCAGUGAGAGCAGAUGAGGUGAAAAGGCCAAGAGGUUUGGCUCCUGCCCACUGAUAGCCCCUCUCCCUGCAGUGUUUGUGUGUCAAGUGGCAAAGCUGUUCUUCCUGGUGACCCUGAUUAUAUCCAGUAACGCAUAGACUGUGCGCAUAGGCCUGCUUUGUCUCCUCUAUCCUGGGCUUUUGUUUUGCUUUUUAGUUUUGCUUUUAGUUUUUCUGUCCCUUUUAUUUAACGCACCGACUAGACACACAAAGCAGUUGAAUUUUUAUAUAUAUAUCUGUAUAUUGCACAAUUAUAAACUCAUUUUGCUUGUGGCUCCACACACACAAAAAAGACCUGUUAAAAUUAUACCUGUUGCUUAAUUACAAUAUUUCUGAUAACCAUAGCAUAGGACAAGGGAAAAUAAAAAAAGAAAAAAAAAAGAAAAAAAAAACGACAAAUCUGUCUGCUGGUCACUUCUUCUGUCCAAGCAGAUUCGUGGUCUUUUCCUCGCUUCUUUCAAGGGCUUUCCUGUGCCAGGCGAAGGAGGCUCCAGGCAGCACCCAGGUUUUGCACUCUUGUUUCUCCCGUGCUUGGGAAAGAGGUCCCAAGGUUCUGGGUGCAGGAGCGCUCCUUUGACCUGCUGAAGUCUGGAACGUAGUCGGCACAGCCUGGUCCCCUUCCACCUCUGGGAGCUGGAGUCCACUGGGGUGGCCUGACUCCCCCAAUCCCCUUCCCGUGACCUGGUCAGGGUGAGCCCAUGUGGAGUCAGCCUCGCAGGCCUCCCUGCCAGUAGGGUCUGAGUGUGUUUCAUCCUUCCCACUCUGUCGAGCCUGGGGGCUGGAGCGGAGACGGGAGGCCUGGCCUGUCUCGGAACCUGUGAGCUGCACCAGGUAGAACGCCAGGGACCCCAGAAUCAUGCGCGUCAGUCCAAUGGGUCCCCUCCAGGAAGUAGUGAAGACUCCAGAAAUGUCCCUUUCUUCUCCCCCAUCCUACGAGUAAUUGCAUUUGCUUUUGUAAUUCUUAAUGAGCAAUAUCUGCUAGAGAGUUUAGCUGUAACAGUUCUUUUUGAUCAUCUUUUUUUAAUAAUUAGAAACACCAAAAAAAUCCAGAAACUUGUUCUUCCAAAGCAGAGAGCAUUAUAAUCACCAGGGCCAAAAGCUUCCCUCCCUGCUGUCAUUGCUUCUUCUGAGGCCUGAAUCCAAAAGAAAAACAGCCAUAGGCCCUUUCAGUGGCCGGGCUACCCGCGAGCCCCUCGGAGGACCAGGGCUGGGGCAGCCUCUGGGCCCACAUCCGGGGCCAGCUCUGGCGUGUGUUCAGUGUUAGCAGUGGGUCAUGAUGCUCUUUCCCACCCAGCCUGGGAUAGGGGCAGAGGAGGCGAGGAGGCCGUUGCCGCUGAUGUUUGGCCGUGAACAGGUGGGUGUCUGCGUGCGUCCACGUGCAUGUUUUCUGACUGACAUGAAAUCGACGCCCAAGUUAGCCUCACCCGGUGACCUCUAGCCCUGCCCGGAUGGAGCGGGGCCCACCCGGUUCAGUGUUUCUGGGGAGCUGGACAGUGGAGUGCAAAAGGCUUGCAGAACUUGAAGCCUGCUCCUUCCCUUGCUACCACGGCCUCCUUUCUGUUUGAUUUGUCACUGCUUCAAUCAAUAACAGCCGCUCCAGAGUCAGUAGUCAAUGAAUAUAUGACCAAAUAUCACCAGGACUGUUACUCAAUGUGUGCCGAGCCCUUGCCCAUGCUGGGCUCCCGUGUAUCUGGACACUGUAACGUGUGAUGUGUUUGCUCUCCUUCCCCUUCCUUCUUUGCCCUUUACUUGUCUUUCUGGGGUUUUUCUGUUUGGGUUUGGUUUGGUUUUUAUUUCUCCUUUUGUGUUCCAAACAUGAGGUUCUCGCUACUGGUCCUCUUAACUGUGGUGUUGAGGCUUAUAUUUGUGUAAUUUUUGGUGGGUGAAAGGAAUUUUGCUAAGUAAAUCUCUUCUGUGUUUGAACUGAAGUCUGUAUUGUAACUAUGUUUAAAGUAAUUGUUCCAGAGACAAAUAUUUCUAGACACUUUUUCUUUACAAAAGCAUUAGGAGGGAGGGGGGAUGGUGACUGAGAUGAGAGGGGAGAGCUGAACAGAUGACCCCUGCCCAGAUCAGCCAGAAGCCACCCAAAGCAGUGGAGCCCAGGAAUCCCACUCCAAGCCAGCAAGCCGAAUAGCUGAUGUGUUGCCACUUUCCAAGUCGCUGCAAAACCAGGUUUUGUUCUGCCCAGUGGAUUCUUGUUUUGCUUCCCCUCCCCCCGAGAUUAUUACCACCAUCCCGUACUUUUAAGGAAAGACAAGAUUGAUGUUUCCUUGAAGGGAGCCAGGAGGGGAUGUGUGUGCGCAGAGCUGAAUAGCUGAGGAGAAUGGGGCUGGGCCCGCCCGAGCAGGAGGCUGGGACGCUCUGCUGUGGGCACAGGUCAGGCUAAUGUUGGCAGAUGCAUUUGGCCACUCCCCCUGAUGCAGCUCUUCCUGGACAGGCCAGGUGGUGGGCAUUCUCUCUCCAAGGUGUGCCCCAUGGGCAUUACUGUUUAAGACACUUCUGUCACAUCCCACCCCAUCCUCCAGGGCUCAACACUGUGACAUCUCUAUUCCCCACCCUCCCCUUCCCAGGGCAAUAAAAUGACCAUGGAGGGGGCUUGCACUCUCUUGGCUGUCAUCCAAUCGCCAGCAAAAUUUAGAUGUGAGAAACCCCCUUCCCAUUCCAUGGCAAAAACAUCUCCUUAGAAAAGCCAUUACCCUCAUUAGGCAUGGUUUUGGGCUCCCGAAACACCUGACAGCCCCUCCCUCCUCUGAGAGGCGGAAAUAGUGCUGACUGUAGUAACCAUUGCAUGCGGGGUGCAGCAUCUGGAAGAGCCAGGCAGGGUGUCUGCCCCCUCCUGAGUUGAAGUCAUGCUCUCCUGUGCCAGCCCAGAGGCCGAGAGCUGUGGACAGCAUUGCCAGUAACAACAGGCCACCCUGUGCAGAAGGGAGUUGGCUCCAGCCUGGAAACCCGUCUGAGGUUGGGAGAGGUGCACUUGGGGCACGGGGAGAGGCCGGGACACACUUAGCUGGAGAUGUCUCUAAAAGCCCUGUAUCGUAUUCACCUUCAGUUUUUGUGUUUUGGGACAAUUACUUUAGAAAAUAAGUAGGUCGUUUUAAAAAAAAUUAUUGAUUGCUUUUUGUAGUGUUCAGAAAAAAGGUUCUUUGUGUAUAGCCAAAUGACUGAAAGCACUGAUAUAUUUAAAAACAAAAGGCAAUUUAUUAAGGAAAUUUGUACCAUUUCAGUAAACCUGUCUGAAUGUACCUGUAUACGUUUCAAAAACACUCCCCCCACUGAAUCCCUGUAACCUAUUUAUUAUAUAAAGAGUUUGCCUUAUAAAUUUACAUAAAAAUGUCCGUUUGUGUCUUUUGUUGUAAAAAUCAAGUGAUUUUUUCAUAAGGUUCUUUUACUAUUGGAAAAGAUGGGCAGCACGCAGUUUUAUUUUAUUUUUGUAAGUUUUUUAAUACAUGUGAAAGCAAAGAAUACUCAGCAUGCCUUUCUAAGUGACGCGUUUGCACCUUUUGUUGGGAAGUACUGUAUCCUGUGCUGUUAGCAUUCUCGAUAAAUCUCUCUGUGAAAGUGA